Messenger RNA from Linum tenue, 2672 nucleotides. The record is from the annotation of a GenBank genome assembly. Lineage: Eukaryota; Viridiplantae; Streptophyta; Magnoliopsida; Malpighiales; Linaceae.
UUUUCGGCGCGACGACAGUUAAAUUACAGAGACCUCAAAGAUUUGCCGCCUUCACUUCUCAGGGAAGGAUUCGCCAGUUCGACGAUUGCACGCCGGCGGAGAGAGGAGAUGCCAUGAUUCGGUCCUCCGCCGCCGCUACUAUCUUACCGUGCUUUCCUACCCAACCUUCCUUCCACUUCCCUUCUAAGUCAGCGAGAGGAGGACCAGUUCCCCCGCCGUGCGUUUCUAACCGUUCCGGCGAGCUCAGUUGCCGCUACACAUCCUCUGUUCAGGCCAGAUUACCAGGGGAAUCUUCUUCACUACGUAAACAUAAUCAAGAUAUUGAGCCGAAUUUCCACCCUUUUAGGUCAGCGAACGGCAGCAGUUCAGAGCGUGGUAAUGCUGAUUCCUUCGUCGUCGACAAUUUGCUCUACUUGCUUCGGUUCUCCACCAAAUACUCUGACGUCGAACUUGCCAGAGCGGUGCACGCUUCGAUUCUCAAGAUUGAAGAAGACAGUCAUCUUGGAAACGUUCUAAUCGGAGCUUACCUCAAGCUGGGCCUUGUUCUCGACGCGUAUCAGGUAUUCAAGAACCUUUCCGAUCCCAAUGUAGUGUCUUACAGCAGUCUGAUUUCCGGUUUCUCGAAAUCGAAUCGAGAAAUUGAAGCUGGUGAACUCUUCUUUAGGAUGAGAAGUUCAGGGGUUGAGCCCAAUGAGUUCAGUUUCGUUGCUAUGCAAACGGCCUGUACGAGUGCUUCCAGAUUUGAAUUGGGAUGGCAAAUUCAUGCUCUGGCGAUCAAGAUGGGGUUUACAGAGUAUGUUUUCGUUGCUAAUGCGUUGAUGGCGUUGUAUGGAAAGUCCUGCCGGUGUUUAGAUUCUGCAAUCCAACUGUUCGAAGAAAUGCCUGAGAGAGAUAUCGUCGUGGAAUACAGUGAUUUCCAGUUUGGUAGAUGGCUCAUUGUACGAAAAAGCAUUGAAAUUUGGUCGUGAUUUGGUCAAGUUCGAUGAGUUUAGAGUCGACGAGCUGACCCUUUUGACUCUACUGCCUGCCUGCACCAGCUGCAAUGCUGUCAAACAAGGUAAGGAGAUUCACGGCCGCGCCAUGAGACUCGGGUUAGCAGGAAGUCUGAGUCUUUGCAACGCCAUGAUUGGAUUCUACACCAAGUGUGGAACUAUAGAAAAUGCGUUGACUGUCUUUGACACGACGCAAAUCAGAGAUGUAAUCACUUGGACGCAGUUGAUCACUGCUUACAUGGAAUUUGGUCUCGUGGAUUCAGCCGUGAAGACUUUCGAGAAAUGCCUGAGAGAAACUUCAUCUCUUACAACGCCAUUUUAGCAGGGUUUUCCCACAACUCCCAAGGGCUGAAUGCACUGAACUUCUUCACGAUGAUGGUGCGGUUUAGGGUUUUAGGGUUCAGUCUAACCAGCGUUAUCACUGCAUGUGGGCUGUUGGCUGAUCUGGAAACCAGCAGGAAAAUCCAUGGUUUCCUCACAAAGUUCGGUUAUGGUUCGAAUGCUCACAUCGAAGCGUCUUUGCUUGAUAUGUACACUAGGUGUGGAAGAAUGAGAGAUGCAGAGAAAUUGUACUUCAACCAGAACAACUCCAUUGCUCUAAACUCGAUGAUGAGUGGGUAUGCACGAGCACGAAAUGGGCAGCCGGACGAGGCUGUUUCUCACUUCCGUCGAAGUCUAUCAGAAGGCAAGCUAGUUAUGGACGAAACGGCAUGGACCACAACGUUGGGAGUCUGUGGAGCUCUAGGCUUUCGGGAGCUCGGUAAACAAAUCCAUUCCUUUGUCGUUAAAGCAGGCUUUGGAGCUGAUUUAGGGGUGGGGAACUCUUUAGUGAGCAUGUAUUCCAAGUGCGGCGAAAUGGAUGAAGCGAUCAAAUCGUUUGAUGCAAUGCCAGUUCGUGAUGUGGUUUCGUGGAAUAGUUUGAUCGCAGGCCAUGUUCUUCACCGAGAAGGGGACAAAGCUUUGACUAUCUGGUCAAGGAUGGAGAAAGCUGGCGUGAUACCGGAUUCCAUAACGUUUGUGCUACUCAUUGCAGCCUACAAACACACAUCCUCGAACUUGGUCGACCAUUGUCGUACAAUGUUUCUGUCGAUGAAGCCAACUUACCAAAUUGAGCCAGCAUCAGAGCAUUAUGCUUCGCUUGUCGGCGUGUUGGGAUCCUGGGGUUUCAUCGAAGAGGCAGAGAAAAUGAUUCUGGAGCUGCCAUUCGAGCCUGAAGUUUCAAUAUGGAAAGCUCUACUCGACAGCUGCAGGCUGCACGUGAACACAGCAGUCGGAAGAAGGGUUGCCAAAAAGCAUCCUAGCGGUGGAGCCUCGAGACCCAUCGACAUUCGUGCUUGUAUCGAAUCUGUACUCUGCAUCAGAGGCCUGGAAGUACUGCUACUGGAAUGCAUGAGGUCCGGGUACGAACCGGGCACCAGCUUCGUCCUCCACGAAGUGGAAGAGCACCAGAAGAAGGAUCUCUUGUUCUACCACAGCGCGAAGCUAACCGCGACAUACGGCCUCCUGAUGACGAGCCCAGGGCAGGUUAUCCGGAUCGUGAAGAACGUCCAUGUCUGUGGCGACUGCCACAGCUUCUUGAAACACGUGUCGGCGGUGUCCGAGAGAGAGAUAUCGCUGAGGGAUGGUUCUGGGUUCCAUUUCUUCUCAGAUGGGCAGUAUUCCUGCAGAGAUUACUGCUGA